UGCACCGCUUUAUUUAUUUUCCCCCUUCUUCGUUUUUUUUUUUCUCUUCUUUUUUUGUUGUUGUUGUUCGACAAUAGAGGCGUCCGUCCAUCAGAAGUAACGUUCGGCCGUUAUUCCCGUUUGCAGAUUCAUUCCAUUUUCCGUGGUCGAAGCAAAAUCGUCCAGUCUUCGUACGAAUUAUUUUAAAAAUCGCGCGCACUCUCUUCCUCCGCUAAUCUCCGCUAGCCACAGUUCGACCAAUAGAACGCGCAUCGAUUCCUCGUUCUGCUCAUUGCGCAGACGCAUACCACGGCGGCGCUGUCAUCGCAUUCGGCAUCAUCAUCAUCCGGUGAGAAAGUAGUGUGCACAAGCAGAAGAAGAAGCGUGUGAGCAAGAGAGCGAGCGAGCAAGCGAGUAUAGAAAAUAAAAGAGAAAGAGAAGGAAAGAGCGAGCAAUAAUAGGUAGGGGAUCAGAGAAGGAAACAAGCACCACCACCAGUCGGCAGCGCUCUUUAUUAUCAUCGUUCAGUCUGCGAAUCGUCGUCGUAAGGUCGUGAGCUCGUGUUGAGGUGCUUUUUUUGAAACAGUAUAAACAAAUUUUUGUAUGAGUCAAAAGGUAGAAAAACCAGUUUUGUCCGGUCAACGCAUCAAGACCAGAAAAAGAGAUGAAAAGGAGAGAUAUGAUCCAUUUGGGUUUAGGGAUGCAAUAAUCUCUGGACUCGAUAAAUGUUCUAACGACUUUGAAGCGAUUUCGCGGUAUCUGGACGGUGCGGGCAACAAAUUAGAUUACCGACGGUAUGGCGAGAGUCUGUUCGAUGUGCUCAUCGCCGGUGGCAUUCUUGUGCCGGGCGGCACGCUAUCGCAGGAGGGCGAAGGUCCGUACCAGACGGACGCAUGCAUCUUCAACAGUCCCGACGACAUCAACAUAGAGGCGAUGAAGAGCUGGGAACAGGUUUUUAUCAAACUGAUGCGCCGAUACAAGUAUCUCGAGAAACUCUUCCAAGACGAGAUCAAGAAGAUCCUCCUGUACGUCAAGUAUUUUUCACCGGUCGAUAGAAAGAAGCUGUCCGUGAUGGUCUCACUGUGGAUCUCGAACGGAAGCGUUCCAUUCAACGCUGUGCUCGCAUUGAACAACGCCCAUCUGGUGAAGGACCAUCUGGCCCUCGAUUUCCUCAUCGACGUGUUCAAGUGGUGGCGUCAGGACAAGGGCGUGAUGUCUUUGCAUUCGGCCAUCAAGAAAUCGAACAUCGAGUCGCAUCUGAUGAGCUUCGUGCCGGACAGCAAGCAAUCGCACACCUACUUCCGCACCGCCUUCCAGGAGAACGGCCUCGACGAGAUACUCAAGCUCUACAACGACCAGCACCAGCAGCAGGCGAAGAAGGAGCUGCAGUCGAUGCUCGCCGACGGUCUGGCCGAGGGCAAGACGCAGCGCGACAUCAUCAUCGAGCUGCGAGACUUUUCCAGCAAGGAAAGCAUCCAGGACCACGAGACGGUCUGCAUCGUGUGGACAACGGUCAUGGAUAUUCCCGAAUGGAACAAGAAAGAGGAACUCGUCACCGAUCAAGCUGUGCGCCACCUGAAGCAGUACACGAGUCUGUUUGCAGAGUUCGCCGAGUCGACCAAAUCCGAGCUGAAUCUUCUGUUGAAAGUGCAGGAGUUCUGCUACGCCAACAUGAUGUUCAUGCGCGCCUUCCAGAAGAUCAUAAUGCUUUUCUACAAGACGGACGUGAUUUCCGAGCAGAUCAUCCUGAAAUGGUACAAGCAGGAUUUCAACGUGAAGGGCAAGAUGAUGUUUGUCGAUCAAAUGAAGAACUUUGUGGAGUGGCUCCAAAAUGCCGAGGAGGAGACCGACUCGGAUGCCAGCAGUGACUAAUUUAACGAUACAUAUUCCUCGAACAA
Molecule: messenger RNA, 1877 nt
Organism: Nicrophorus vespilloides
Lineage: Eukaryota; Metazoa; Arthropoda; Insecta; Coleoptera; Silphidae
Gene: kra
Product: protein krasavietz
Exons: 5
Coding region: 583-1851 (422 amino acids)
Cellular component (GO): cytoplasm; membrane
Molecular function (GO): protein binding
Source: RefSeq, a predicted model, not a curated record